GGGUAUUGGCUGACCGCGACACAUUCAUCCCGUUUUUCAGAUUUUUUACAUAUUUAAUCAAGUCAGGGAAGGCGCACGAUGAGCAAGGUGAAAGGAGAUCUCGAAAAGUCUGACAAGCGUCCACCAUCGUCCAUGUCAACUGGUUCAGCUGACAGUGGUGUAUUCUCAUCGGGAGUUCAUGCUUCAUCACCUAGUCAUAGUCAAGGAUCAUCAUCGCAGAGUGGGCCACCGAGUCCUACUACUCAGUUGAACUCGUUGCUUUUUGAAACUGCUAACCUGAUUGCGGUGAAUGAGCAAUUGAGAAAGGAAAUUGCAGAAAACAAGCAAAUCCAGACGAACCAGAUGCGAGCACUCAGAUACUCCUCAAAUCCAGUCGAUCAGCCAUUUGUAGCGAAUUCGAUAUCACCACAUCACGGGUUUCCACAACGCCCCCCUCGCGGCGAACGGCGGAUGCAAAAGCCCGAAUCUUACAAGACGGUCAUUUGUCAGGCAUGGCUCGAGUCGAAAACAUGCACUUUUGCUGAAAAUUGCCGAUUUGCACAUGGAGAGGAAGAGCUGCGCCCGGCGAAACUGGAAUCACGACAAAACAACAAGUACAAGACGAAACUUUGUGACAAGUACACUACCACUGGACUAUGCCCCUAUGGCAAACGGUGUCUUUUUAUUCAUCCCGAUAAUCAGCCAAAUGCAUAUAUCAGAGCUGAUAAGCUUUAUGAGGUCUCGCAGCGCCACGCACUCGCAGAUUUACGGGAUCACGUGGAAUCACAGAUUAUGACAGGAAAUACGAGAAACUCGUAUAAUCAACAGCCGCCACCGAUGGGCGGUCUAGAAAUGCAAUCUUCACCGAUGAAAUCGAGUUCUGACUCCAGUCAUAUGCGUUCUCCAAUGGCUCAGAUGAAUUGUGAAACCACGCGUCCUCACCCUAGCUGGCCGUUGGAAUCUUCGUCCUUUUUCUUGCCACCCGAAAUGUCUUCAAUCAAUAAUAAUAAUUUGAUGAGCCCAUUUGAGACGCCAUUUCCCAACGGCUCCACGGGAAUUCAACCACAUUUUGUGACAGCAAAACGGAGAGCAGCCUUUCCUCCAGUGCCUUCCAAUUUCCAACAAGACGAUGAUAAUAUGUCAUCAAUUCCAGGAUUCGACCAUCUUGCAGAGGAUAUGGCUAAACAUCUUGAAUUGUGGUGACAUUUUUCAGUUUUUUUUUAAUUUGAAAUUUGUUUGUCUUCCUUGUCUGUGAGUAUUGUUCAACGAUUAGUUACUAAUAAUAUUUGAGUAGCAAGUGGUCCUAAAUCCUUUUUUUUAAAGAUUUUUAAAUUUAUAAUAAAAAUGGGACCACCUGAUACACAUCUCACUAAUAUUUUUUUCGCUUCUUUUUUUGAAAAUUUUUUAUCUCCUAAUAUUAAUUAUUUUUAUUGCUCCCCCUAAAUAAAGUUUUAAUUU
Caenorhabditis elegans is the source of this 1437-nucleotide messenger RNA. It is a transcript of the gene moe-3, whose product is annotated as CCCH-type zinc finger protein moe-3. Gene Ontology annotation, biological process: cell differentiation; regulation of gene expression; negative regulation of translation. NCBI's taxonomy places the organism in Eukaryota, Metazoa, Nematoda, Chromadorea, Rhabditida, Rhabditidae. The coding region runs from base 79 to 1182 and encodes 367 amino acids. Gene Ontology annotation, molecular function: metal ion binding; mRNA binding. The record is from RefSeq and is marked reviewed. Gene Ontology annotation, cellular component: P granule. The transcript has 8 exons.